This is a messenger RNA of Abrus precatorius (Indian licorice), 2018 nucleotides long. RefSeq names its product probable serine/threonine-protein kinase WNK6. NCBI's taxonomy places the organism in Eukaryota, Viridiplantae, Streptophyta, Magnoliopsida, Fabales, Fabaceae. Gene Ontology annotation, cellular component: cytoplasm. The record is from RefSeq and is a predicted model, not a curated record. Bases 91 to 2010 code for a protein of 639 amino acids. The transcript has 8 exons. Gene Ontology annotation, molecular function: protein serine/threonine kinase activity; ATP binding. Gene Ontology annotation, biological process: protein phosphorylation; intracellular signal transduction.
UUCCAAUUAGGGUUCUAUUUCCUCUCUCCUUUUUAUCAUUUCCUUCUCAGAAACUAAGCACUCAAAGAGGCUAUUUUCAGCACCGUAUAGAUGAGUCUAACGGGUACGGAAAGCUCGGAAGAGGGUGCAGGGCAUUUGGAGCCUCCAGAUCCUGAUGUCCUUGAAAUUGAUCCAACUUGUCGCUACAUCAAGUAUAAAGAAGUGAUCGGCAAAGGAGCCUUUAAAACUGUCUAUAAAGCUUUUGAUGAAAUCAAUGGAAUUGAAGUUGCAUGGAGUCAAGUUCAGAUUGACGAAGUGUUACAAUCACCAGGUGACUUAGAGAGGUUAUAUUCUGAAGUGCAUCUCUUGAGAUCACUAAGGCAUAAUAACAUAGUAAGAUUCUAUAAUUCUUGGAUUGAUGACAAGCGCAAGACCGUUAAUAUGAUAACAGAGUUGUUUACUUCGGGUAGCCUCAAACAGUAUCGUAAAAAACACAAGAAGGUUGACUUGAAGGCUGUUAAAGGAUGGGCAAGACAAAUUUUAACAGGAUUAAACUAUCUUCAUGGGCACAACCCAGCAAUUAUACAUAGGGAUCUGAAAUGUGACAACAUAUUUAUUAAUGGUCACCAAGGCGAAGUUAAAAUUGGAGAUUUGGGACUGGCGACUUUCUUGGAGCGAAGUAAUGCCAAAAGUGUAAUUGGAACCCCGGAGUUUAUGGCACCUGAAUUGUACGAUGAAAAUUAUAAUGAAUUAGCUGACAUAUAUUCAUUUGGUAUGUGUAUACUUGAGUUGGUGACUGCUGAGUAUCCUUACAGUGAAUGCAGAAACUCAGCACAAAUAUACAAAAAAGUUUCAUCCGGUAUAAAACCUGUUGCUAUUUCUAAAGUGAGAGAUCCAGAAACAAAAUCAUUUAUUGAGAAAUGUAUUGUCCCAGCACCUCAAAGAUUGUCAGCAAAGGAACUUCUGAUGGACCCCUUUCUUCAACUGAAAAGUUCAACAAAGAGUCCUUUUCCAUUGCCAGAUAUUGUUCUUCCCAAAUUGGGAGCCUUUGAAAGCCGCUGUAUGGUGUCAGAAGGUCCUGUUAGUACAUGUAGUGGAGACAUUUCUAUAGAUGUUGGUGACACCCGUGAGUUGCCUGUGAUCACUGUACUUGAUAAAUCUACUGAAACUGCAUCAAGUUCUUCGUGUGUUGAGAUAAGGAGGCAAAAGAAAGGUGAUAUAUUCUUUCUAAAAGGUGAAGAAAAUGAUGAGAAAUCUGUAUCAUUGGUUCUGCGGAUAUCUGAUGAAAGUGGACGAGCUAGAAAUAUUCAUUUCAUUUUUUACCUUGACAGUGAUACAGCUGUCUCAGUUUCAAGUGAAAUGGUUGAGCAACUUGAACUUGCUGAUCAGAAUGUUAAAUUCAUCACAGAAUUGAUAGAUUUGUUAUUGAUGAAUUUGAUUCCUGAAUGGAAACCUUGCAUAGCAGUUGAUCAUUUGAUUUCUCCAAUGAGCAAAGCCAGUCAUGCAAACCACAGAAACUUGGAUUUGAAAAAAAGCAAGGGAAGCUCUGAAGUUGUGUCAGGUUCCUCAACUUUGUCUAUGAGAUCAAUUGCAAAAGAAAACUUUGAUAACAUGGAUUUUGAUGAAAUUUUAGCUCAUGAAUGCCUUGGUCUUCAAAAAGCAACUAAGACGGAUGAUUUGUGUUCUGAAAUUUCAUAUGCUUCUGCAACAUCAGACUUCUUCACUGACAAAUUUUCUAUGGUUUCAUUCACAUCUGCUGAAUCAGGAUUCGAUAGAGGGAGUCGAUCCUCGAUUGCAUCUGAAAUUGGAGCAUUUGAUAAGACUAAGUUUUCAGAUAUGGAGAGUAAUGGCAUGAGUUUCUCUGGUCAUUUUAAUUUUGUUUCCUCUUCGUGUGAAUCCAAAGAUGAUUUGAAAACAGAAUUAGAAAUGAUUGAACAGAGGUUUCAAGAAGCUAUUAAAGAUUUAUCUAAGAGAAGACAUCAGGCAAUCAUGGAGGUUACAAGAAGAAUGUCAGAGAAGAUAGCAUCCUAGAAUAGUUU